Molecule: messenger RNA, 772 nt
Organism: Cucumis sativus (cucumber)
Lineage: Eukaryota; Viridiplantae; Streptophyta; Magnoliopsida; Cucurbitales; Cucurbitaceae
Product: basic form of pathogenesis-related protein 1
Exons: 1
Coding region: 83-577 (164 amino acids)
Source: RefSeq, a predicted model, not a curated record
CUCAACAAUACCCAUAAUAAUCCUUCAACUAACCCUUCCUUCAUUGAGAAAACAAAAAGGCACAACUUAAAUACCUUAAGAGAUGACAUCUACGACUAAGUUUGUUUUUGCAUUUUGUGUUGUUGGACUAUUCCUAAUCUUAGCUCCAAUAUCUCCCACCCUUGCAAACAGCACCCCCCAGGACUUCGUCGAUGCCCAUAAUGCCAUCCGUGCCAAGUAUGGCGUCGGUCCGGUCACUUGGAACAAAACCAUAGCCAGUUAUGCUGAAAAAUAUGCCAAAACUAAAACCGCUACCUGCGAGAUGGAGCAUUCUAUGGGACCUUAUGGAGAAAACUUGGCCGAAGCAUUUGAGAAGACAACAGCAGAAUUGACAGUGAACUAUUGGGCUAGUGAGGAUAAAUUUUAUGACCAUAAAUCAAACAAGUGUGUUGAGGAAGAGUGCGGCCAUUUCCUUCAAAUUGUGUGGAAGGACACAACAUCGAUUGGUUGUGCAGAAGUUAAGUGCAACAACAACUAUAUUUUCACUAUUUGCAACUAUUAUCCUCCAGGAGGGUAUCCUGACCAACUUCCAUACUGAAAACAUGCAGAUUAACAGCUGAUCAAAAUAACAGGACCGGGUCAAGGUCGAUCGGCCAAUGAAUUUUGUAUUAUUAUUAUUAUAUAAGUCAUGGAGAUGUCCAAUCAUCGUCUGUACAUUUUUUAUUAAAUAUAUAUAGGGUUAUGGUUUUUUUCCUCAUAUGUGAUGCGAGUUUCAAUUGCAUUAUUGCUAACC